Messenger RNA from Peronospora farinosa, 441 nucleotides. Lineage: Eukaryota; Oomycota; Peronosporomycetes; Peronosporales; Peronosporaceae. The record is from the annotation of a GenBank genome assembly.
AUGAAGCACCGUGUGGCUUUCCGUAAACUCAAUCGCACGUCAUCUCAUCGCCAAGCAAUGUUACGUACCAUGGUGACGCAGCUUAUUGAACAUGAACGUAUUCGUACGACAUUGCCAAAGGCCAAAGAAUUACGUCGUGUUGCUGAACAAGUGGUGACAAUGGCCAAACAAGGUGAUGAACCUGCUCGUAAACGUGCUCAGAGCGUCCUGCGCACGCCUGAAGCUCUCACGAAACUUUUUGACGUCGUGGGUCCCCGCUAUGCAUUGAGGGAGGGAGGCUAUACUCGCAUUCUUAAGGCAGAUUUCCGUAAAGGUGAUGGGGCUGAAAUGGCGAUCAUUGAAUACGUCGACCGACCUGGUGAGAUGCGGAAGGCCAAGCCUCCGACGGGUGUUGAGGCAGCUCGUGCCGCUUUUGAAGCUCAGGCUGAGGCUACUCAGUGA